Messenger RNA from Serinus canaria (Common canary), 6886 nucleotides. RefSeq names its product transmembrane protein 164 (gene TMEM164). NCBI's taxonomy places the organism in Eukaryota, Metazoa, Chordata, Aves, Passeriformes, Fringillidae. Bases 120 to 1448 code for a protein of 442 amino acids. The record is from RefSeq and is a predicted model, not a curated record. The transcript is spliced from 7 exons.
CCUUCCUCGGCCGACCUACCUAUAUCUGCUGCAACGGCACUUGAAAAACUCGUUUAUCGAGUUAAGGUCGCUGCCGAUCGGGUCGGCGAACGGGACGGCGCUGACGGGCGUGCAGAGCCAUGCCCGGUCCUUGCCGCUCUCCCGGUGGCACUGAGGGGGCGAACCGCGGGCAGCCGCGGGGAGGAGGAGGAGGAAGGGGAGCGGCCGAGCGAAAUCAGCGGCAACAGGCGGGAGGGAGCCGGGGACGGGGAGCGCGCACCCGCCGAAGGAGCGGCGGCGAAGGGAGGCGGUGGGGAGCGGAGGGAGGCGGGCGCAGCCGUGCAGGAGGGAGGAGCGGGCGGCCGGGCGCAGCCAAUUCGGGGGACUCGUCCAUUUUUCGGCGCUGCUGCGUGCGGGACUCCUCCGGGCAGCGGAAGGGAAGGGAAGAACUGCCCGUGCCCCGAGCGGAGCUGCCCGCUUCUCACGGAGCCUGGCAAAGAAGGGCUGCAGCGGGAGCGUUUCGUGCUUCGUCAGCCCGGCAGUGUUUUGGCUUUGAUUCCGUUUUGCUCGUACCUAUUCCUGGAGAAGAGGUCCCCGCCAUGUCUCGCUACAGCCUCCACAACCUCCUGGACUGGAUGUAUGGCGGGGUGGACCCCAGCUUUGCCGGCAAUGGAGGGCCGGAAUGCGCCGCCUUCCUCUCCGGCCAGCAGCGCUUGCUGGAGAGUUUGGUCUUCCUCACUGUGGGCACCGUGGAGAUCCUCGUGUCCCUGUGGAAGCUGAGGCAGCAGCAUGUCCAGGAGCUGGAGAAUCUGCUGCGGCAGCCCCAGGCUAAGCAGGAGAGCCUGGGCAAAAACGUGCUGCUGGUGCUGCUCUGUCUCAUCUUUGGGCUGGAGGUGGGGUUCAAGUUUGCCACCAGGACUGUCAUUUACCUCCUGAAUCCCUGCCACGUGGUCACCAUGAUGCAGAUUUUUCUUCUUGCCUGUCCCCCGUGUCGGACUGCAAUGAUUCUCUUCAGGUUGCAGAUGCAUAUGCUGAAUGGGGCCCUCCUAGCAUUGCUGUUUCCUGUUGUUAAUACACGCCUGCUUCCAUUUGAAACAGAGAUUUAUUACAUCCAGCAUGUGAUGCUCUAUGUUGUGCCCAUCUAUCUGCUGCACAAAGGAGGUAUCUACACCCCUGAACCGCUCUGCAAUUUCUGGUGGGCUCUUUUAUCCACGGGGUUUAUGUUUGUGUAUCAUUUUAGCAUCUUGCAGAUCCUGGGAUUGGUUACAGAAGUGAAUUUGAACAACAUGUUGUGCCCAGCCAUCUCAGAUCCUUUUUAUGGGCCCUGGUACCGAAUCUGGGCAUCUGGACAUCAGACUGUCAUGACCAUGACUCAUGGGAAGCUCAUAAUCCUGUUGUUUCACAGUGCUGUUCCCACCCUCAAAUGGAGCAUGGACUUGCUUAGACUCCCAGCUAAGAAAAUAGACUGAAAUUUCUCCCCACAGAGUAGCUCAUACAGGAAGCAGAGAUAUAUACUGGAAAACAAAGAGGGGGGAUGAGACUACAAUGUCUUUAUACUUCUUCCCACAGUUUUUUGCCUCAAAAACACCUCUAAUGAAGUGAGGGAUUUUUUUUACCUGCUGUUUCUCACUGCCUAUUGUCAAAGGCAAAAUUAGUGGCCUUAUUCUGGGGAAGGUUCAUGUUUUAUACAUUUUGUAUAGAUUACAGUAGAAUCUUACUAAGCCACCAUUUAAAAUCAGGCCAGGACCUGUCCAUAUUCCAGCAAAGAGAGUGGCAGUGCUACCUCAUUUUGACUCAUUUUCCAUUAAAGAAUUGUAUACUUCUAGGACAGGAAAUAAUGUUGAAUUGUAGCACUCCACUGAUGUGAACCAACAUGCUGGACUGCAUCACCUGGCUUAACUCUUAAAGCUAGAAUGUUCCAAAAUGGUCACAGGAAAUCAUGCACACUUAAUCUUCCAAUCAGAAGUGGAAAACAAUGAGGUUCUACUGUUUUUUCUUAAAGCUGGUUGAAAAUGUUGGGGAACAAUAACUCAUUAAAAAAAAUUAAUCAACUACUAAAUUUCUAAGCUGCAGUGGAUAAGUACCUAUUUAGUGAAGUCCCAUUAUGAUGCUUUGGAGAUGCAUUUAUUUUGAUGAGGGAAAAAAAUGAAUGUUGAAAUAAUUUCAAAAGACUAUGUUAUGUAUAGGCCAUGACAAGCUAUUGCAUCCACUGUUCUGUCCUGACUUAGAACGAAAUGGGUUUUUUUCACUUACCUUAUACUGGAGGAGUGGAGAUACCAAGUCCAAUGUAAAUAUCAGAGGUUUUUUUUAUAUUUAGUAGAUUUUGAAACAUUCCUGCUUCAUCUAUGCUGAUCCUCACUGACCAGACUUGUUGGUGAAGAAACCAAAUGCAACUGUUCUCUCCCUACAGCUCUGCUAUAUCAUGUGUAUUGAUAUUAAAAUACAGGUAUAAAAAGGAAUGUCAAAUCAGUGCAGGGCUCUCCUGCAAAGGGCAGUUUAGUAGCACAGCCCAUCAAUGUCUUUUGGAGAACAGGAUAUAGAUGCAGAAUGAUCAACUGCAUGUACCUGCUCUAAUUUUGCAGGAGGAGAAAUCAUUUGGCAAAAAGUUAAAAAAUCCUGAUUGUAUUCUUCCAGAAUUGUGAGUCCAUUGUGCAGACUGUUGUGUUUCAGGGCUGCAGAUUUUUCUUGUACAGAAGUUUGGGGGAAUUUAUAGAUUAAUUGUGUUGUCAAAGCUGUGAUUUGUAACAUAAACCAAACCAUCAUACCUCCUCCAGCUGGAUCACCUGAAGGUAUGUGCUAAGGUUAAGGUACAGAUGUUUAUACCUCAGGAAGCAAAAGUAAGUUGACUUUUUUUUUUUUUUUCUUUAAAAAAGAAAAAAAUUCUUUUGUAAGGGAACAAGUGGCUACUUCAAAUGUUUUUACUCCAUAUGAUUAAAAAAGUACACCUCAAUCAGAAAUACAUUGUCCCAUAUUCUGGGAAUUACAAAUAUUUACAAAUUGGUUUCUGGCAUUCUUCCAUGCUUUGCUGUGUGUGUAUAUAUAUAAAAAUAUCCUGAAUGCUCACAACUUGUGAACAUGCAGCAUGUACCUAAACUAUCCCUCAGGCAUAUACAGCUGGUGUUAGUAUUACAAUACAAGGACUUAAGACAAAUUUUGCAAAUACUAUUUAGCAUUAUUAUUUGCUUUAUUUGCUUAACUUAUGGUUUCUGGGUUUUUGUUUGUUUGCUUUGGGUGUUUUUUUUUUUUUUGGUUUUUUUUUGGUUUUUUUUUUUUUUUUUUUUUUUUUGUUUGUUUGUUUGUUUUUAAUUGCCUUUUUCUUCUAGCAUCUUCCCUUUUUUUUCCUGUCAGGAUACUGUAGUUACUGGAAACAAUUCUCUAGGUAGGAGCUUUUUCUUUUUUCCUUUUUUAAACUAUAGCAUUUCCUAUCUCUAAUCAUCUGCUUCAGGGCAUUCCAAACAAGUAUAAAGCAGCUGCUGUUUGCCACCAUUGUCUGCCCCUGGUCAAUUAAAACUGCAGGAGCAUUUAAAUGAGCUCAGGUGUCUCACUCAGUGCAGGCUGUGCUUGGAAAGCAGAAUUUAUGAGCUCUUCUGGCUGACUUAAAAUUCAGUAGCAGGAAUGUGAACAGAGCUGACAGGGCCAUCCCUGGGCAGUGGAAAGGGAUUCGUGGUGCAGAGCUGCUGGGAGUGGUUGCCCCUGCCCUCCCUCCCUGGUGGUCACUGGGCCCACCUGUGCUUUUCCCCCUUAUGCUGCUCCAGUUGUUUAGAGUCACACAGAAAUCCGAGGUGUAAUUUCACCACGUGGAGUUCGCUGAUGGAGCUGCUCAUCAGAGACAGUGGGACACAUGUAGUGUCCUUCUAAACCUUGUUGUGGGCACGUUCUGGAGCUUGUUGAAUCUUUUGCACCAAUUUAAGCUGAGAUGUCUCACUGAACAAGGCAAAAAAAGUAGAGAGGUAACCAACUACUGCACUCAGUAAGGAUUUUAGAAGUACUGGAGCUGCAGUGAAGGAAUCAAAUGGUGCAGCUGGAGCUAGGUGGGAAGGCAGGCCACCUUUACCUUUUGAACAUAAGCAGUUGCUCCUUUGUUGUUGUGCACUAUCACUGAGGCUGGCUGAGUUAGAACAGAAUCAUUUAGGUUGGAGAAAACCUGUGAGUUUAUCAAACCAAGCAUUAACCCAGCACUGCUGAGCCCCCCACUAACCCUUAUCCCCAGGUGCCACACCUAAACGUCUUUUAAACCCCUCCAGGGUUGGUGACUCCACUGCAGCCUGUUCAAGGCUUGAUAACCCUUCUAUGGGGAAGAAAUUUUCCCUUAAGUCCAAUUUAAACCUUCCCUGGUGCCACUCGAGGCUGUUUCCUCUUGUCAUGUUGCUUAUUUCCUGGGACAAGAGGCUGACCCCCAUCCUCCCUUCAGGCAGUUGCAGAGUGACAAGGUCCACCAUGAGCUUUCUUUUCCCCAGGCUAAACCCUCAGCUAUUCCUUAGAUAUCUGCUCCAGACCCUUCCCCAGCUCUAAUGCUUUGCUUUGGAUGUGUUCCAGAGCCUCAGUGUUUUUCCUGUAGUGACAGGCCCAAAACUUAAAAUUAUUCCCUCCUUCCCCAUGCCCUUCUUUGAAGGCUUUUAGAACUUUAUGUUGAUUUAUGGUGACCUACCACUCAAAACUGCAUCGGUGUAGCUGAGACAGGUUCCACAGAAGGGGAAGGACAGGUCAGAAUGGGAGCAGAAAAGGAAAAAACUUCUGCAGCAAUUGUCAUGGAACUUCACAUCCUUCAUUCCUCACCUAUCUCUGGUAUCUGCUGGGAAUAUGCAUUAGCCAGAGCUUGCCAUAUGUGUAUGGAAAUGGGAAAGCAGAGUACUUCAUCUCUAUAGCACUUACUUGUUGUUUUCCCUGGCAGAGCCUGAUUUUUCUUUUCCCUGAAUGGUUUAUUUUAUAGGCAGUUACACUAUACAGAUUUCUUUGGUUGCUUUAUGCUUAUUUAUGCUGGAAAUGAAAGCACAAAACUCUACUGCUGUUCUUGGGAGGCAAUUGCAUUCUCUCCUGGGGUGUUACACACUCAAUCCAUGUCAAGAUAACUUGAAGCUGUUGCCCAGUACCUGGUGAUGAGGUUAUACAGUGCUGCAGUGCAGUGCAAUUGAAAGGGCUGUCCUGGACCUCCUGGUCAAAUGUGCCCAAAUGUGUCAUGGCACUGGGAAUGUCAGCAGCAGUGGCAGUGGGGCUGCACAGCCAGACCCCCGUUCCCAGCAGCUGAAGCAGAGUGUAAAAUCUAACCCCAGAGCAACUUCAUUUGCUGGCCAGAAUACCCAAAAAAUUCUUGUGCAGUGCCACUGCCCGGCCUUUGGAGAUGCUGGUGUGGGUUAAGGGGUCUGAACAGAGCCCUCCAAGUGGCAGUAUUGUUGGCAUUUCAAAAGAAACAGGGAGUUAAGCAUACUCAUUACUCCAGCUGCCACUGGCUGCAUUUCCCCCCAAGUACCCAUGAAUGCAGCAUUAUUAGCUAUAAUAAAUCUGUUUAUUGAUGGGUUUGUUUGCAGCCUUGGAGUAAGUAGCCCUCCAAAACAGUGGUAAACCAGUAAUAUUUCUGCCCCCACCACCUUGUGCCAUGGCUUCAGCUGUCCAGGAUCCCUGAAGUGCUCUUUUUCCAGGGAUUCAGACACUGUACAGUGUCUGAGCUGGAUCUAUUUGUUUAACUUCCUCUUUUAAGCACCAAAGGAGGAUUUGCAUAGUUUCUUUUGAAAGGUGCAAACAAAUAGCUCUUGCCCAUGUGUUUGUAAAUUGAUGAAAAGACACAGUCUAUGAACACAUAUCUGGAGCUGGUUUUGGUUCAGCUUCUUAGUUCAAAGAUGCUGCCCUAAGCAAAACUUAUUUGUGCUUGAGGAGGAGUCAGUCCAUUUGCAGUCCAGUCAAACCUUGAGGUCAGAGAGUACCUAACAGUAGGUUUCUGUUUCUGGCCACAGAGUUUUGAUAUUUCUGUAUAUUUGAGAUAAUUUAAUAAAGUUCAAUUGUAUUUUUCAGAAAUGGCUAUUUGCAACUGUUAACUGACUGUACUUUUGCAUCCUAAGUCUUGCAUCUAAACCAGAAGUAUUUGUUUUCUAUGAAUCCAUAGCUAAUGGAAAAUAGAAUUCUGGUGUUUUCUUCAGUAUGACAAUUGUUUCACUCUAGGUGGAUCCUUAGGAAUUAAAUUCAUCCUUACAGUUAACAAAGCUCUGAAAAAGCCAAAACCCAGGAAGAGGGUGUAUGUCAGCCCUGGUGGGGGGUUUCUGCAGACAGGUCAGCUUUGGUGUUUUCAGUUCUAUAGUGACAGGACUCAUAACAAAUCUGUUGAUUUUUUGUGACCUUGUACUUCAAGUGAUAUUGCUGUAAAUCUCUCUUGCAGCUGUUGGUGUAACUUAGUCAAAGCCAAGUUGUUUUAUAAAUAAUUUUAUUUUUCUUCAGGGUCAAUUUUGUACUUUUAAAAACUAUUUCUGCAUUUCCUGAGUCAUUAUCCCAAUGCUGCAGAGGACACAGCAGGCAGAGCAGUGAGCACACCCCACUCUCCCUGACCACGCUGUGCCAGGGGCUGGGCUGGAGCACCAGGGGGCCUGCAGGAACCUGCAGGGCUGCUUACCCCACACUCCAGUCCCAGCAUGGCAUUAUCCAGGCACAGAAUGGGUUGGAAAGGUCAAGGAUGGAUGUGGACAGGCUCAACUGCCAUAUACGCUGUUAGUUCUGAAUAAUUUGUAAGAAUGUUACAAAUUUUGUAAACUUUUUAAUGUGCUAAACUUUGGUUAUGAGAUAACAUUUACAAAUGAGGGGUAAUUUGUGUACUUGUUUUUGUAUUUUGCUCUGGUGGGCUUUUUUGUUGUCGUGCCCUAAGUCCAGAUCAUUGGGUAAAUAGUUGUUAAACCUCGGAAUUAAAUAAAGGCAUCUUACUGGA